UGGAUUUGACACUGUGGAUCGCAUCGCGCUCCAUCUGUGGAGAGCGCAGAAUAAUGGGAAAAAAGGGCCACGGAAAAUCUGGAGGCAGAGGAAAAGUGCAAGAAUCGAGUAACGAAACAAGCGCACCGCGGAAACUAUCUCGCCAGAAAAGAAAUGAACUAAAUCAAGUAUUGGAGAAGCUAUUAAAAGUAAGCACCAGUGUACCCCUCUCGCCCAAUGCCAGCAGAGAAUGGGAGUCGCACCUGGAGAUCGACAGACUGCUGCAGAAAGUAAACCAGCUGGAGGCAGCCAUGAAGAUACCACCAGAGAAGGAGCGCACAGGAUGCACAGAGCGGCUGUUGUCGUGGGCGGUGGCGAAUGGUGCAGAGGUGCGUGGUGUUAAGGUCACCCACUUCCCAAACUAUGGUUUGGGUCUACAAGCAGAGAGAGACAUCAGUGAAGGCGAGCUAGUGGUUGCAAUCCCGAGGCACAUCAUGCUGACAACAGACACUGCUCGAAAGUCACCAAUACUCGGUCCCUUGAUACGUGAAGACACAAUGCUACAGCAUAUGCCCAAUGUGGCCCUGUCACUGCUGCUACUGGUGGAGAGAUUUUCCGCCGACUCGUUCUGGCGCCCGUAUAUAGAAGCCCUGCCCAAGACGUACACCACUGUGUUGUACUUCACCACACAGGAGCUGCAAGAGCUGAAGGGGUCACCUGUUCUAGAACCAGCAUUGAAACAAUGCCGCAAUAUUGCACGCCAGUACGCCUACUUCAGCAAGCUGUUCCAGAGCAAUUCAGAUCCUGCCAGUGAGAUGCUGAAAGAUAUCUUCACAUACGAGCUUUAUUGCUGGGCCGUGUCCACAGUGAUGACGCGCCAGAACUUUGUUCCUUCCGCAGACGGCGGUGCCAUGCUGAAUGCGCUCAUCCCCGUCUGGGACAUGGCCAACCACGACAACGGAGCGCUGUCAACUGACUUCAGUCCGACGCAGAACCGCAGCGAGUGCUUCGCCUUCCGCAACUUCACGGCUGGCGAGCAGGUCUUCAUACACUAUGGCGUGCGGCCCAACUCCGACCUCUUCGUACACAUGGGCUUCGUCUUCCCAGACAACGAGCACGACUGUGUGAGGCUGCGACUGGGGGUGAGCCGCUCGGAUGCUCUGGCAGCAGAGAGGAUAUCGCUCCUGGCACGACUCGGUCUACCAUCUGCCGGUGACUUCGCUCUUCGACCAGGACCGGACCCAGUUGAGGGACGCCUACUAGCUUUUCUGCGAGUGUUCAGCAUGAACAAAGAUCAGCUGCAGCACUGGAUGGAGAGUGAGAAAGUCUGUGACCUGGUUUAUGACGACUGUGCACUUGAGACAGAACUGGAGUCUCGAACCUGGAACUUCCUGUACACCCGUAUACAGCUGCUCCUUUCUGCGUACCCGACAACGCUGAAGGUGGAUGAGGAGUUGCUGGCGAAGCGGUCGUCGUUGUCCCCAUGCCACGCGGCAGCUGUGGAGAUGCGUGCCUGCGAGAAGCGGAUCCUGCACAACGCGCUCGAGUAUGUGAGCCAGCGCACACACACUUGACGGCCCGCCCUCGGGGCGCGUGGCGCGCUACUUAGCCGCCGACACUCCGCGCUCCUCGGGUAACUCCGGGUGGUGUCGACCGGCAGAUGGAGAAGUGGGAAAAUAUCAUGGGCACUGCACUGUCCAGUCCCUGAUCCUCUGGGCCCCAAAUUGAGGUGUAAAACCCAGGAGCAUUAAGUCAGUGGGUAAUGUUUCACUACCUUUAUUGUAACAUUCAAGCUAUCUGUUAACUACUUUUGGCACAUGGAAUUAAUAUUUUACUUUUGGCUGCAGUUUUGUUUCUGCAUUUUUGCCUUUUUGUGCUAAAUAUUCAAAUGACAGUUAGUCAAGAUAAUAAGACGUUGGCGCAGCAAAUGGGAAAGAAGCAAACUGUCAAGCAACUGCAACAGCAUCUUAUCAGAGAUAGCUUUCUUUGUUAGGUACAGAUUUAUAGUUCUUAAAUACCUUGUGGUUUUUAUUUUUUGGUGUUGUCAUCAACUGCAGUUCCAAGAACUUCCAAGAUUGACUAUUUUGUGUGCUAUAUUUACGUGUAUUUUUGAUCAGGGGAGAGCAAGCUUAACUUACAUAUUUGUAAGGUGCUGUCCUAAUGGAAUGGGUGUUGCAAAUACUUCUAUAUGUCUGUAAAUAAAAUAAAUAUUGGUGUUGAAAUUC
This is a messenger RNA of Schistocerca nitens (vagrant locust), 2204 nucleotides long. It is a transcript of the gene Setd3, whose product is annotated as actin-histidine N-methyltransferase. The record is from RefSeq and is a predicted model, not a curated record. Lineage: Eukaryota; Metazoa; Arthropoda; Insecta; Orthoptera; Acrididae. The coding region runs from base 54 to 1553 and encodes 499 amino acids. Gene Ontology annotation, biological process: positive regulation of transcription by RNA polymerase II; peptidyl-lysine trimethylation; peptidyl-lysine monomethylation. The transcript is spliced from 13 exons. Gene Ontology annotation, molecular function: protein-L-histidine N-tele-methyltransferase activity; histone H3K36 methyltransferase activity; histone H3K4 methyltransferase activity.